AUGGCCGUCGAGAUUGAAUUGAUCGACAUGGGCAUUGACCGCGGCGGGCUGUGCGACGAUCAGUCUUCCAGGGUGAACGAGAAGCCUCGGGGAUGCCGCACGACAUGCGAGAAGCGCCACGCCGACGAGGCUGCCUCCCGGCGCCCCGCGUGGUACGUCGGGGAGCAGUGGGCAGGCGGCGGGGCUGCCGAUCCGAAGCAGCGCGCCGCGGUGCCCGAGGCCCGCGGCGAGGCAGCCGUGGCGCUCGGCGCAGAGCAGGAGGAGGAGGAGCACUCCUUGCUCUCGCCGCCCGCCGCCGCCCCGCCGGCGAGCUCGAGCCCCAACCGGGGGAGCCCGGCUUCUUCGAGCGCUUCGCCUGCCACGAGCGCCAGCGGCGGCCCGCGCUCUGCCCGCGCCCCGGCGUCGUGCGCCCUGCCGCAGGGAGGGCGCGCGUGCCCCGGUCGCCCACGAGGACGGGCCACCUGGCCCCCGCGCCGCUCGCCGCCAAGAGGCCUCGCGAAGCCGAGGCCGCCAGAGGCCAGAGAGCCCGGCCCGAGGAGCAGCCCGAGGAGCAGCCCGAGGAGGACUUCGGCGCGCUGCCCGAGGAGUGCCGGCAGAGCGUCCUGCGCAAGUGGGGGCGGCUCUCGGGGGAGGCCCCGGGCCGCGAGGCCCGCAGGCUCCAGGUGCUCGUGGCGGCCAUCGUGCACCCCAAGGCC
This is a messenger RNA of Prorocentrum cordatum, 695 nucleotides long. NCBI's taxonomy places the organism in Eukaryota, Dinophyceae, Prorocentrales, Prorocentraceae. The record is from the annotation of a GenBank genome assembly.